Molossus molossus (Pallas's mastiff bat) is the source of this 1399-nucleotide messenger RNA. RefSeq names its product TSR2 ribosome maturation factor (gene TSR2). The record is from RefSeq and is a predicted model, not a curated record. Gene Ontology annotation, biological process: maturation of SSU-rRNA from tricistronic rRNA transcript (SSU-rRNA, 5.8S rRNA, LSU-rRNA). The transcript is spliced from 5 exons. NCBI's taxonomy places the organism in Eukaryota, Metazoa, Chordata, Mammalia, Chiroptera, Molossidae. Gene Ontology annotation, cellular component: nucleus. The coding region runs from base 10 to 582 and encodes 190 amino acids.
CGAGGCCAGAUGAUGGCGGGUGCCGGGGAAGGUUUGAGAGCCCUCUUCGGAGCUGGCGUGCGCGCGGCGCUGGAGGCCUGGCCCGCCCUGCAGAUCGCCGUGGAGAAUGGCUUCGGGGGUGUGCACAGCCAGGAGAAGGCCGAGUGGCUGGGAGGUGCCGUGGAGGAGUACUUCUUCCGCAAUGCUGACUUGGAGCUAGAUGAGGUGGAGGACUUCCUUGGGGAGCUCAUGACCAACGAGUUUGAUACAGUUGUGGAGGACGGGAGUCUGCCCCAGGUGAGCCAGCAGCUGAAGACCAUGUUCCACCACUUCCAGAGGGGUGAUGGGGCCACUCUGAAGGAGAUGGCCUCCCACAUCACCCAAAGAAAGUGCAGGGUUAGAGCCACCGCACUUAACACAGCCAGAGAGACAGAUGAGGAUGAUGCGGACAGCGUGGAGGAGAUGGAGGUCACAGCUAUGAAUGAUGGGGCAGCUACCGAUGGAGUCUGCCCCCAGCCUGAACCCUCUGGUGCAGACUCCCAGACUAUUAAGGAAGAAGAUAUAGUGGAGGAUGGCUGGACCAUUGUCCGAAGAAAGAAAUGAGUGGGCCUGUUUGUUUUGAGAUGUUUUUGGAGAACUGUGGACCUUUGGACUGGUUAUCCCAACUCCACCCUCUCCCUAUUCCCCUGUCUAGCUUCCUCCAGGGGAAGAAGAGCCCUAGGGUCCUUGGCCUGUAAGUUACUAUCUGAAUGAUGAGGCCUGGUUUCCCAGCAGUGCCUUGGGUGUAGUCAGUGUGAAGAUAGAAGGAUGAGUGGUUGUGGGUGUGGUUGGAGAAGCUGAAUGCUGGUUGACAGCGGGCAGGUAGAUUUAUGAAGGGAGAGGACCAGCAGAACCAAUACCCCUGUUGGGUCAGGAAUGGUGAGAUGAACGUGCAACUGAGAUUCAUUGACUCUGUGAACGAAAGUAGCUGUGCUACCUCUCCCACUUCCCGUGUACACGUAUGCACACGUGCGCGCACACACACGCAGCAGUAGCGGCUCUGUACCCCUGUCCAGAAAUUGGAACCUACCAGGAACACAUCAGUCAUGCAGCCCAGCCUCCAGCCCUGGGUUCCUUCAGGAAGUCUAAGACCUUACAAGGUGGUGAACUUGGGGAACCUGGGCUUUGAUUUGUUUCCUCCAAUCUUUUUCCAAACUUCAUCCGGUUCUAUCCAAGUCCAGGGAUGAGGCUUAAGACUUAAAUAAAUAAUACCUUCAUGUUUAAUCUGUUGCUUGACCUGUUGUAAGUAGCCUUGGAAUCAGCCUUCUGGGAGCUGAGAUUCAGAGCUCAGCAAGGGAGCAGAUUCUGGGCCCACCCUAGCAGUCUGGUACUUUGGACAAACAAACGGAUGAAUGGAGCACAGCAGUGCUCUGAAAGUUUC